This is a messenger RNA of Schistosoma rodhaini, 689 nucleotides long. The record is from the annotation of a GenBank genome assembly. NCBI's taxonomy places the organism in Eukaryota, Metazoa, Platyhelminthes, Trematoda, Strigeidida, Schistosomatidae.
CCAACUACACAGGCCUAAGUAAACACUGCUAAGUUCUAACCAUAUACCUAACUACCAACCUAGAUUAUUACAACCAGAUUACGAGUGAGUUUAAAGAUUCGAAGUUUUUUUUAGAAAUGCGUCUAAAAAUUAGAAUGCUCUAAGUCAGUAAUUUAUUUUAUUUAUCGGGCUAUACACAGAGUAAAUACGAAUAUGAACGACAGUUUUGUUUUACGUUUAAUAUACUUUGAAUAUCUACCAGUGAAGAUAAAAGAAGCUGCUCUUGUUGAAGAUGGCAAGCACAUUUGCCAACUUUCUUCAGAUGUAGGUAAUGAGCAGUUGCUAUUCUUUACCACUAACCUAUUGGUUUAUUUUAUUGUGAAAGAAGUCACUUAUAUUAAAGAUAAGCGAACCGUACACGUUGAAAAUUAUUGGCAAGAAAGUAAGGAAGAAUGUAGGGAGAUUAACGAAAAUGAAGCAACAUUGGACGAAACACAGAUUGCUAAACGCUACUAUAAGACGAAACGGUAGACUUAAUAAACAGUGAUAGUGAAAACGAAAGACAACCAAACAACAGGCACACGAAGGAAGAGAGAAGGAACAGAUACGGAGAAGUAUGAAGUCCAGAAUCCAAUGUGAUCCAGUUUUGACCUAGUUCUAGCUUUGGUAUUUAUUAAGGUUCCCAGAUCUACUACUGAAACAAUUUGAAG